Messenger RNA from Sinocyclocheilus rhinocerous, 1076 nucleotides. RefSeq lists its product as uncharacterized. The coding region runs from base 12 to 737 and encodes 241 amino acids. The record is from RefSeq and is a predicted model, not a curated record. NCBI's taxonomy places the organism in Eukaryota, Metazoa, Chordata, Actinopteri, Cypriniformes, Cyprinidae. The transcript is spliced from 2 exons.
UCAUUAGACAGAUGGAAACCACUGAUGUCCAAGUGGCCGGAAGUGAGGGCUGCUGCAAACAAGAGGACAUUGGGGAUUGGACAAUCGCACAGCAACCCAUCCCAUCUCUGUUAGAAGCUUCUCCAUCAAUGAUAAGCCGAGGUGCCCAGUUUCAGGUAGAAGAUCUCUUUCCUCCAAUCACAUCCUCACCGGCAAAAGAAAUGACGGCUCCAGAGAAGGUUCCGUCCAUUAAAGAAGAGGAUAGUAUGGAGUACAGUUGUGAUGACAAGCCUCUCAUUUCAAACUCGCCUCCAGACACUGUGACAGAAAACAACACAACACAAGAAAAACCCUCAACAGAACAACCUGCUCCUGCUCAAACCCAGUCAGGCUCAACAUUGACUUUGCCCAUUUUGUUUUCCAGCCCUUCUCUGUCAAAACAAAUGAUGGUGGUUUUAACACCUGCACAAAAGAUUGAUGCACCAGCAACAGUGAGUUCCCAUUCGGUUCCCGUUCCUUACACCACACGGUACUACUGGAAGAGAAAACUGGUGAAAGAAAAAGAUGGCAUUUAUACCAGGAAGUACUAUGUGCGAAGAUCAGAGGCUAUCCAGUGCAGAAAGUGCAAUAAAGAGAGAAUAAUGUCAACUCAUUGCCAGUAUUUUGGCAACUGGUAUUGUGAGGAGACUGACACAAAACCCUUUGCUGUGUGGAAGGCUGAACUGUUAAAGCGGGGUUAUGGAAAGAAGAAGUUCUGAAGGGUGGAAUCAGUAAUAAACGUCCAACUCCUUUCAUUUUAAUUAUUCUUAUUUAACACUAUUUCUUCAAUUAGUUGCAUGUAAUGAAAUGUGUGAUUUUGGUGCUUCUCACCAAAAUAUAAUUGUAGCGCUGCAAUAAAAUCAUUCAUUGUGUGGCAGUGGACCUGAACUGUUUUGUCCAUAUUACUCAACACUUCUACUCUUCAUAAUUAGUUUCAGGCAAAAAUAUUAAUUUUAUUUAUGCUUAAGGUCUAUCAUUUAUUGCAGUUGGAACCUCAUAAUAAUUUAAAUAAGCCAUAUAAAACCAAACAUUAACACAAAGUUUAGUCUAGAAGCUAG